This is a messenger RNA of Labrus bergylta (ballan wrasse), 1942 nucleotides long. It is a transcript of the gene acta2, whose product is annotated as actin alpha 2, smooth muscle. The record is from RefSeq and is a predicted model, not a curated record. Lineage: Eukaryota; Metazoa; Chordata; Actinopteri; Labriformes; Labridae.
GAGGGAUGGAUGGAGGAGGUGGAGGGUUGAUAAAGUCACUCUCAGCAGGUCGGACGCUCACUUCUGUCCUGCCCCGCCCUCACGUCCCAGCAGGCCCUGCACUGCCACGUGUGACUCGGUGUCGUAGUGUCGUCGUUGCUCGCCCACAGCGCCCCCUGCAGUCAUGUGUGAUGAUGAGGAGAGCACCGCGCUGGUCUGUGAUAACGGGUCCGGCUUGUGUAAGGCCGGGUUCGCCGGAGAUGACGCCCCCAGAGCCGUCUUCCCCUCCAUCGUGGGCCGACCCAGGCACCAGGGAGUGAUGGUGGGAAUGGGGCAGAAGGACAGUUACGUCGGAGACGAGGCUCAGAGUAAAAGAGGAAUCCUGACUCUGAAAUAUCCCAUCGAACACGGAAUCAUCACCAACUGGGACGACAUGGAGAAGAUCUGGCAUCACUCGUUCUACAACGAGCUGCGAGUGGCUCCAGAGGAACAUCCCACCCUGCUGACCGAAGCCCCGCUUAACCCCAAAGCCAACCGCGAGAAGAUGACACAGAUCAUGUUUGAGACCUUUAAUGUUCCUGCCAUGUACGUGGCCAUCCAGGCCGUCCUCUCUCUGUACGCCUCCGGAAGAACCACAGGUAUCGUCCUGGACUCUGGUGAUGGCGUCACUCACAACGUGCCAAUCUACGAGGGUUACGCUCUUCCUCACGCCAUCAUGAGGUUGGACCUGGCAGGUCGCGACCUCACCGACUACCUCAUGAAGAUCCUGACAGAGCGCGGCUACAGCUUCGUCACCACUGCGGAGAGAGAGAUCGUGCGGGAUAUCAAGGAGAAGUUGUGUUACGUUGCUCUGGACUUUGAGAACGAGAUGGGAACGGCGGCAACCUCGUCCUCGCUCGAGAAGAGUUACGAACUCCCGGACGGACAGGUGAUCACAAUCGGCAACGAGAGGUUCCGCUGCCCGGAGACACUCUUCCAGCCCUCAUUCAUCGGUAUGGAGUCAGCAGGUAUCCAUGAGACGACCUACAACAGCAUCAUGAAGUGUGACAUCGACAUUCGUAAAGACCUGUACGCCAACAACGUGCUGUCAGGAGGAACCACCAUGUACCCGGGCAUCGCUGACCGCAUGCAGAAGGAGAUCACUGCUCUGGCGCCAAGCACCAUGAAGAUCAAGAUCAUCGCUCCCCCGGAGAGGAAGUACUCUGUGUGGAUCGGCGGCUCCAUCCUGGCCUCCCUCUCCACCUUCCAGCAGAUGUGGAUCAGCAAGCAGGAGUAUGACGAAGCCGGACCCUCCAUCGUCCACCGCAAGUGUUUCUAGAAAGGUCCGUCUGGGUCCCCAUCUUCUUCAGCAGCCCCCCCCAACACAGUCCUAUCAUUGCCCUCACUGAGCACCAGCUACCAGGCCCAGAUCAGCUACCAAAACAGAAGCACGAAGCAUGUAAAAAUAAAACUCUUUAUUUGCUCCUGACAGAUGGUAAAGACAAGUGAUGUUGUCCUGUUUUAAAAAGUAUUUUAACUGGUCAGAACUUCCUUUAGUAAAUUGUGUUUUUUAGUUCAAACAUCGUCCUCCUCUGCACACUUAAAACUGUGAAUGUGGCGCUCAACCUCCAAUCUUUAAAUCUCCAUCUCAACCUCCCCCUUUGCUCCACCUGCGCCCCCCGCCCCCAAAUCCUCCAUGUUGGUUCUGUUUCUUGUCGAAAAAGUGUUUUUAUUUUUGAUGAAUAAAGCUUGAAUGUUUCCCGCUGGUGUUAUCUUCCAUCGUUGGGGAGAAGAGCACAUUCACACAGUUAUGAUGAUGUCACACAGUGUUUGAUGAUGUCACGCAGUGUUUGAUGAUGUCAAAGGUGGUGCCGUCUGCAUUAUGAACAUGUUUGAAGUGAAGCAGGUGUGUGAUGUGACGACAGCUUGGAAGAGACAGACGAUCGCCCCAGGACGACAAUAAAGAGCUCUCAUACAAGAUCAA